This is a messenger RNA of Aptenodytes forsteri (emperor penguin), 732 nucleotides long. Its product is annotated as nucleus accumbens-associated protein 1. The annotation marks the transcript as partial. Gene Ontology annotation, biological process: regulation of transcription by RNA polymerase II. Lineage: Eukaryota; Metazoa; Chordata; Aves; Sphenisciformes; Spheniscidae. Gene Ontology annotation, molecular function: protein binding; DNA-binding transcription factor activity, RNA polymerase II-specific; RNA polymerase II cis-regulatory region sequence-specific DNA binding. The transcript has 5 exons. The record is from RefSeq and is a predicted model, not a curated record.
AUGGCUCAGACGCUGCAGAUGGAGAUCCCCAACUUCGGGAACAGCAUCCUGGAGUGCCUGAACGAGCAGCGGCUGCAGGGGCUGUACCGCGCAGUCUCGGUGGUGGUGAAGGGCCACGCGUUCAAGGCGCACCGGGCCGUGCUGGCUGCCAGCAGCUCCUACUUCCGGGACCUUUUCAACAGCAGCAAGAGCGCGGUGGUGGAGCUGCCGGCCGCCGUCCAGCCCCAGUCCUUCCAGCAGAUCCUCAGCUUCUGCUACACGGGGCGGCUCAGCAUGAACAUCGGGAACCGCUGCCACCCCAAACUCUAUGACGAGGGAGACCCCGCCGAGAAGCUGGAGCUCGUCACGGGCACCAACGUCUACAUCACGCGGGCGCAGCUGAUGAACUGCCACGUCAGCGCGGGGACGCGGCACAAAGUCCUCCUCCGGCGGCUCCUGGCGUCCUUCUUCGACCGCAACACCCUGGCCAACAGCUGCGGCACGGGCAUCCGCUCGUCCACCAACGACCCCAGCCGGAAGCCGCUGGACAGCCGGGUCCUGCACGCUGUCAAGUUUUACUGCCAGAACUUCGCGCCCAACUUCAAGGAGAGCGAGAUGAACGCCAUUGCCGCCGACAUGUGCACCAACGCCCGGCGCGUCGUGCGCAAGAGCUGGAUCCCGAAGCUGAAGCUGCUGAUGGCCGAGGGCGACUCCUACACCUCCUUCAUCAAUGACACCGGCAAGCUGGAGCCC